UCACGUGUCUGGCAGCCUCCUAAAGAGGGACUGAUAUUGACCAAACUGGAGAGAGAGAGAAGCAAGCCAGCAAGCCAGGAGGAGGAGAUGCUGAUAUUGACAAGCGACGGGGCAAACUGCAAGUGUUACUGCGUGCUGGGUGGAAGCCGCCACUCUUGCUGCAGAGCUCCCCUCCCCCCGGUGAGAGAAGCCCCCCUCCCUCUCGCUCAAUCCAUCCUUCCGUCGCUGCAUCCUUGCAUGGUGCUGCCGCCAUGGCUUGGCCCUGCAUCAGCCGAGUGUGUUGCCUGGCGCGCUUCUGGAACCAGCUGGACAAGUCGGAUCUGGCGGUGCCGCUCACCAUUCACAAUUACUCUGACAUCGAGGAGUCGGCAGAGGAGGGGACAGAAGUGGGCGGCGGGGGCGACCCACAGCCGUCUCGCGUCCCAACAGGUGGCAGCACCAGCAGCCGCCCCCAUGCCCAUCCGCGGGCGGCCACUGCGCUGCCCGUGUCGGCGUCUGCCCCGUCGCUGCAGGGCAGCCUCGUCACCGUCAAGACGCCGUCGAAGAAGACGCGCGGCGGCCACCGAAAGGAGCCCUUCGCCGCAGAGACUCAGUACCAGCAGGAUUUCCGAGCGUGGCCUGUGCAGAAGCGGGACGCCCUGCCGUGGAUGGGGGAGUACAGGCGGGUGGAAGCCCCGCGGGCGGCCCCGGCCUCGAUCGCCUCCGCCACUCCUUCCCACGCCGUGAUCCCGGGGGACUCCCAUGUGUACGUGCUGCCGGCGGCCGGGCAGGAGGUGGGCAGUAAGUACAGUGGAUUUAAGCAGGUGUGGUCUUCCUCCUCGCCGCCAGGCGUCCCCGGCACCACCUCCUACAGGCGUGAGUAUCGCCCAUGGACUGGAGCAAAACGAUCAAGGCCCACAAAGACAACACAAGGGUUCAGUAUUCCAGAGGAUCACUUUGUGCAAGAAUCUAGCUACAAAGCAGACUUUAAGAUUCCAGAAGUGAAGGCUACGUUUUCUCCAAAUCCUUCUGCUGUUUUCCAGGCACCAUCUCGCAUCCUCAAUGUAUGAAUCUGGAUCAUGCACGUUUCCCAUCCAGGCAGCUUGAAUGUUAAGGUUGUGAAAAUGUACAGCUAUGCAAUUUUCAUGAGUUGUGUUGAGAUAGGAGCAAGGAUUAUUAAAAGCAGCUACAGUGAAUAUCAAAAUGUAUGCCUCUAUUAUGAACAUGUAAAUCAUAAAGCACUUGAGUUGGAGAUGGCAUAAUAUACUGAGGGAGAAUGACCUACUUUCAUAGAAACAGGCUCAUCAGAAGUAGCCAAGCUGUCUUCACGUUCAGGAUACUGACUCGGAUCAGCAAAAGGCAGCAUUUUAAGCGAUGUGCUUAUGCCGAAGUACACAGGUGGCUGAGUAACGUGUAUAAUAAGCACUUACCUCUCAAUGUGGUUUUAUAGCCACAUUGACAAGAAGUCAGGAAAAGUGAGACCGGGUGGCUUUGGAAUGUUGCUGUUUCUUUUUAAAUCUGGGAAUCAACCUCAAAGUAUAUCUUGUUGUUGCAGAGACUUUAAUGUCUCCCUGCUAAGGGUCAUUCAAGGUGAACAGUGUGGCUCUUGACCAGUUUGCCCUAGAUUAGAACAUGGUGCGCCACAUAAAUGCUGACUGGAUUUUGGGGGGUUCUGAAAAAACAGCAUACUUUAUCUUUCAGAGGCCCUUGCCCAAGUUAAAUACUUCUCCAGAUUUCUUCCAUGCCAUGCAGUCCUUUGAUAGGAACUGUGAUUUGUGUCAAGACUGCUUUUCUUUUGGAGAUAGGUACUCCCAGCACUCACAGGCUCACAUCUCUGCUUCAUUUCCUCCUGGGUUGGCCACAACCUUUUAUUUCUUUAAGAGCUUAGUUCCUUGGUAAUUCUGAGGCUAGGAACAAGUUUCGCUUAUUUAGAUGUGCAUGCAAGAUCAACAUCCACAUCAAUAAACUCCUCAGGAGAAGUUCUACAGACAUUAUUCUGGAAUGGAAAAUGAAGACUUGAUCCAGAAUGUUUUCUACCCCACUUCUUUAGUGAGCCAACAGAAUCCCCAGAGCAACACUAUUGAACGAAAGUGGAAUGGCUUAAGACUUUAUUUGUGAUUUUAUUUGUACGCUGGCUAAUCUACAGUGCCUGGAAGGUCGCUUAUAUUAAAGCAUCACAAUGAAACAUACAACUAAAAACACAUGAUCCAGCCAAAAGAUCACAGCACCUUAAACAUUCCCUAAUGUUACCAUCCAGCACUGACUGAUCCUGCUGGCUGUACUGUAGCUCUGAAAUACCUGCCAAAAGUAGCAAGCCUCACAUUUAUGGCCACUGAGGUGUAUUUAUGUAUUUAUUCAGGAAAUGCAUUCCACAACCUUGGUCCAGCUACCCUGAAGGCCCUGUUAAGUUUUCAGGGUUGGGGAGGCUAUUGAAUUUUGUGGCGAAGCUCCUCUCUCAGAAUCAAUACGAGGGAGAGUACCAGCUUUAUUGGGAACUGGUAGCAUUAACUUGUUUAGCUCAAAACAUUAAAAUGGACCAGACAUCAAAGCAAUGACCAAUUCAAAUUGUAAUUGUGCUGUUUAAUAUGUAUGUAAAUAGUUUACAUAGAGAGAGCAGGUGGUUUUUUAA
Molecule: messenger RNA, 2608 nt
Organism: Rhineura floridana
Lineage: Eukaryota; Metazoa; Chordata; Lepidosauria; Squamata; Rhineuridae
Gene: MAP6D1
Product: MAP6 domain containing 1
Exons: 3
Coding region: 252-1049 (265 amino acids)
Biological process (GO): cytoskeleton-dependent intracellular transport; microtubule cytoskeleton organization; regulation of microtubule cytoskeleton organization
Cellular component (GO): microtubule; Golgi-associated vesicle; cis-Golgi network
Molecular function (GO): calmodulin binding; microtubule binding
Source: RefSeq, a predicted model, not a curated record